AAAAAAAACUAAUACUUAAUCUGUGGUCAAAGUUAAUGUUAAUUUCAUGAAGAGUGAGAAUUAAUAAAAAUUCAGAAUUCAGUUUUUUUUACCUUUAUAUUGAUUGUUUAUCUAUCAAGCUUUAAGUGGUUUGAAAAUUUUUUUUAGCUUUAAUAAGGGCAGUAUAUUUUACAGAAGAUGGUUUACGUAAAUAAAGAUGGAUCUAUGGUGCAGCAAAAUCCAUUUAGUAUUUUUGACUGGUUUUGGAGUAUUCUCAACUUCUUUUACUUGCUUUUCCAGACACUCAUCAAUCCUAACUACAGUAAACAUGGAGACAAGUAUGUAAGAGACUUUCGUCCACCUGGCAGUGGACCUCCUAAACCUCCGUCGAAAAAGUUUGGUGGUUUUGGACCAUCAAGCUCUGGUCCUGCUCCCCCGCCCAUGGGGGGUGGUGGCUGUGGCUGUGGAUAGCAAGAAACAUUGCAUAAUGCUAAAUUUUUAUUUGAUUUGUGUAAAACAUGUACAACAAUGUAUGACAUAUUAUAACAAAAAUAUCAUUAAAAAACAUUAUUAAAGUUUAACCUUUAUUUAUCUGUUCAUAAUUUCUAAUUAUCUAUAUCUAGGAUUUGAAAUAGAUUUUGAUAUUAUGAAUGUUUGUAUUGUAAUUUUUAAUGUUAUUACUAAACUAUACCAGUAAUGGCGCUAUUAUUAAAGGAAAUUUAAAUCUCGAAAAAAUAAGAUAUUUAGUCGUUUGCAUAUUGUAGAUUAGUUAGAAUUUAUAAUAAGUACCUAAGGUAAGGUAGUAGUAGUAUCCUAUUAGGGUUUACCAAAGUUGCAAGAGAAAAUGUAUUUAAAUGUCAGUUAGUAUUAAUUUGCAAUAUAAAUCUUAAUAACAAAA
This is a messenger RNA of Melitaea cinxia (Glanville fritillary), 877 nucleotides long. Its product is annotated as selenoprotein K-like. The record is from RefSeq and is a predicted model, not a curated record. Lineage: Eukaryota; Metazoa; Arthropoda; Insecta; Lepidoptera; Nymphalidae. The coding region runs from base 178 to 450 and encodes 90 amino acids. The transcript has 4 exons.